GUUGUACCAAAAUGAUGUUUGUGCCAACUGAUCCGCUAUCACUACUGGUGUUGUUGAUGAUAAUGUUGUUAGUAUGGAUAACCACCCAACACUACCUGGCACCUUGCAAGAACUUCCCACCCGGACCUUGGGGCUUACCUAUCAUUGGCAGCUUUAUGUACUUCGGAUCAGAUAUACACAAAGACAUGAUGAAACUCUCAAAGACAUAUGGUGAUGUUUACAGUGUAAAGAUGGGGUCCCGCAUAUCCGUUGUUGUAAAUGGAGUGAAUGCCAUAAAAGAAUGUCUGGUAAAAAAGGGAAACGAUUUUGCUGAUAGACCAUAUUCUUGGAUAGUUGAACAAUAUAAUCCAAGAUAUGAAGGUAUUGCUGAUGGACGCUUCAAUGAAAAAUGGCAACGUCGCCGACAAUUUGCCCACACAACGCUUAGAGGCUUUGGAUUUGGUAAAACAAGCAUGGAGAGUAAAAUAUGUGAGGAAAUCUCUUUCUUGUUGGAUGAAUUUAGGGAUCUUCAAGAUAAACCUAUCGACACAGGCGCUAUCCUUAACAGAAGUGUUUCCAACGUAAUUUGUUCGAUAACGUUUGGCAAACGAUUCAACUAUUCGGACCCAAAAUUCAAUUUCAUUAUCGACACUAUGGGCAAAUGGUUUGAGGUCAUGGGCACUAUGUACGAACUUGAUUUUCUACCGUUUCGAAGACCAUUUAAUCGAUCAAAUAUACAUAACUACAAUACACUUGGUGCUGAUCUGAAGAAAUUCUGCAAGCAGCAGAUUGAUGAACACCGUGAAGUAUUCGACCCAGACAACAUCGGUGAUUUCAUCGAUGCAUACUUAGCUGAGACAAUGAAACAAGACGGCAAUAAAGAUCUUACAGACGACCAGUUAAAACACACAUUAGUCGACCUUUUUUCUGCCGGAACUGAAACAACAGCGACUACACUUAAAUGGGGGUUACUAUUAAUGGUUCUUCAUCCAGAAAUACAGGACAAAGUGUUUAAUGAAAUUGAUCAGGUUGUUGGAGAAAACCGUCUCCCGAGACUUGACGAUCGUAAAAACUUGCCUUAUACAGAAGCCACGCUUUUGGAAAUACAGCGAUUUGGUAGUAUUGCACCAUUCUCACUACCACAUUGUGCGUUGAAAGACACUUCGCUUGAUGGAUAUAAUAUUCCUAAGGGGACGGAAAUAAUUAUUUCACUGUGGUCAAUUCACAGAGAGACAACUAUUUGGCCAGAUCCAGACAAAUUUGACCCUAUGAGGUUUUAUGAUGAAAAGAACAAUGCACUCAAGAAGUCUGAGCACUUCAUGCCAUUUUCUGCAGGUCGACGUGUAUGUAUGGGUGAACAGUUGGCAAAACAUGAAUUGUUUCUAUACUUCUCAGCCAUGAUAAACCAAUUCAAGUUCAGCUUACCGGUCGGAGCCAAGAAACCUAGCACUGAUGGUGUUUUAGGGCUAACAUUGGUUCCUGAACCAUAUCAAGUUGUGAUCAGAGAGAGAAGCGCUUGA
This is a messenger RNA of Saccoglossus kowalevskii, 1499 nucleotides long. RefSeq names its product cytochrome P450 2U1-like. Gene Ontology annotation, molecular function: heme binding; oxidoreductase activity, acting on paired donors, with incorporation or reduction of molecular oxygen, reduced flavin or flavoprotein as one donor, and incorporation of one atom of oxygen; iron ion binding. Gene Ontology annotation, biological process: xenobiotic metabolic process. Lineage: Eukaryota; Metazoa; Hemichordata; Enteropneusta; Harrimaniidae. The record is from RefSeq and is a predicted model, not a curated record. Gene Ontology annotation, cellular component: intracellular membrane-bounded organelle; cytoplasm.